AUUACAUGUAUAGUCAGAAGAGUGAACUUCUCCCCUUCGACCUGAAUCGGAAACAAUCAGAACUAAUAGAAGAAUACCGAUGGCUAUUCUUCUCGAACUCUUAAUUUUACAUUUUUAGCAUCACUUCACCAUUGAAGGCAGGCGGACCUUGGUGCAAUAGUAAGAUUGCUCCAUUACUAUUCGAGUGUCAUAAUUCAAAAAAUAGAAACAAUCUUUUCUCAUGUGGGACCAAAAUUAGGUUCCUCCAACCUUGCAUGCUCUAAGAUGCCUUUUUUUUUUUUCUUUUUGUUCGUCGUCGCAUAACCAUUAGCUUUCAUUUCUUCCAUUGGACAAAAUGAAGCCUUCUCAUAGUCAUAAUCCUGCUCCUCCACACAGAGAGAGAGAGAGAGAGAGGACUAGUCACACCACAGACUGCAAGUUCAGCAUACUCAUAGAAAUUCCUAUGCGCCCUAUUCAGAGCAGAGGCAGAGCUGCAGGAAUUUCUUUCUUUCCCCAAAUCCAAAGAGAGCAGAGAAAACAACAGUAAAGUGCGUGCUUCCCUUCCUACUUAACCUUCUCUCCUUGGCUUCCCUUCUUCUCGUGGCUUCCUUGAAAGCAACAGCGAAAAAAAAAAAAAAACAAGAAGCUCGAUAAAGAAGGAAAUCGAUGGCAGAUCUGGAGCGCUCUCCGUCGUCGCGAUGGGGGGAGUCGCUGCUGAUGCGGGCGUUGAGCAAGCGGCGGACGUGGGUCUUCCUCUUCCUCGUCGUCUACUCCCUCCUCCUCUCCUCCUCCUGGAACCUCCUCCUCUCCAUCCGCUCCUGGUACAACUCGGCGGCCGCCUCCGCCUCCUCCCGCGCCGCCGCCGGCUGGAAGGCCCUCUACGCCUCCGUGCUCUACGGAGGGGUCUUCGGCCUGCUCUCCAUGGGGGCGGCGCUGGCCGUGGCGGUGCCGGCCACGUUGGUCACCUGGAUCACGAUCCUCGUGCUGCUCGCCUUCGCCGGGAAGCCCCGACGGGCGCUCGUCGCCGACGGCCGUCGGAUCACCGCCGACAUCGCCGGUUUCGCGCUCAAGAUACUCCUCCGAGAGGGAAACCUCGUCGCCGUUGUCGGCGCCGUCCUUAGCUUCCUUGCGCUCCUCCUCCGACGGCGACGAGGCGUAGGUGAGGACCAAGAUUUGUAGUCCUUCUGUCGCCCUUUUUUUUAGGGGUUUGUAUUUGGAUGGUUUUGGUGUAAUUUUGGAAGGAGGAUUUUUUCCCCCUUUUCUUGUUUAAUAGCAUCUAUAUCACGGAGGCCAAACAAAUUAGUAGAAA
Phoenix dactylifera (date palm) is the source of this 1288-nucleotide messenger RNA. The record is from RefSeq and is a predicted model, not a curated record. Lineage: Eukaryota; Viridiplantae; Streptophyta; Magnoliopsida; Arecales; Arecaceae.